Molecule: messenger RNA, 2334 nt
Organism: Microthlaspi erraticum
Lineage: Eukaryota; Viridiplantae; Streptophyta; Magnoliopsida; Brassicales; Brassicaceae
Source: the annotation of a GenBank genome assembly
AUGGCGGAACCUGCAACGGAAAAGAAGACAUCAUCAUCAUCAUUGAUGAUUCCAGACUGGACUAAGCUCCCUGAAGAGCUACUUGAGUGUAUCACCGAGAAACUCGACAACUGUUUCGACGUAGUUCAUGCUCGCUCUGUUUGCAGCUCGUGGCGAUCCACAUUUCCCUUUCCUUCUCGCCUGCUAAGCGCACGUUACUCUCUUCCCACCUAUCCUAUCGAAAAGGUAGGCUUGUGCUCUCUCGAGAAGACCCCUUUGGUUCUCUUCAGAGUCCCAGUUCCUGCUGCUAAGCCGGCUUCUGAGCUUUUCGUGGGAGGGAUAAGCCGUAGAGUUGAGUCAGAGGAUCAAACAGAGCUUCCAUCUCCUCUUCAGUGUUCAGUGAGAGUGAAGAUUGGAAGAUCUUAUCCAGCCUUGAUGAACAAGAACACGGUAGGCUGCCAAAUCCUCUCUCUAGGGCAUCAGUACAGAGUGAUAAAAUGGAAUCCUGAGGGAAAGAAAAAAACUUUCAAAACUGUGGAGUUUCUUCCGCGAGGAGAAGGAGAGUUCGUCGUGCUCCGCAGCCGCAAUUGGAGGCUGUUGGUGUUCACAAGCGCUGAUAGGAAGUGGUUCGACCUUGAGGGCGUGGGCGUCCCAGAUGAUAGUACAUGCACAGGGUUAGUCACUUUCAGAGGCAGGUUUUAUGCAAUGUUUGUGAACAAACAAGUUUUCGUUAUCGAUCCGGAUUCGCUUCAAGCGACUUGCUUGAUCACCUUGGAGCCUCUGAGCGGUAACAACUAUCUAAGUUAUCUAGUUCCAUCUGGCAAUGAAGAACUUUUCCUGGUUGAGAAAACCAGCCCCACGCCUAAUGGUAAGUAUACAUGUAGAGUGAGCAGGCUUGAUGAGGAUGGUCUUAGAUGGGUGGAGGUCACUGAUUUGGGAGACAGAGUCUUGUUUGUUGGACGGUUCUUGAGUUUCUCAUGCUUGGCCAAGGAGUUUCCUGAUGGUUGUGGUGUGAGUGGGGACUCCAUUCUCUUCACCAAGAACCGGGGAAGAACCAUACCCUUCUUCUUUAAAUAUGGACUACCUGCAGAUGCGAAAGAAGGCGUUAUUGGUAUCGCUAUUGCAGAGUCGCCAUCUCCGUCGUGCCUCAGCUCCGAACUCAAUUCCUUGAAAUCCAACGGAAUCAAGAAAAACAUGGCAGAACCUGCAACGAAGAAGAAGACAUCAUCAUCAUCGAUGAUUCCAGACUGGACUAAGCUCCCUGAAGAGCUACUUGAGUUAAUCACCGAGAAACUUAACAACUGUUUCGACGUCGUUCACGCUCGCUCUGUUUGCAGCUCUUGGCGAUCCACAUUUCCAUUUCCUUGUAGCCUGUUAAGCGCAAGCUACUCUCUUCCCACCUAUCCUAUCGAAAAGGUAGGCUUGUGCUCUCUGGAGAAGAUCCCUUUGCUUCUCUUCAGAGUUCCUGCUGCUAGGUCGGCUUCUGAGUUUUACGUCGGAGGGAUAAGCCGUAGAGAUGAGUCAGAGGAUCAAACAGAGCUUCCAUCUCCUCUUCAGUGUUCAGUGAGAGUGAAGAUUAAAAAACCUGAUCCAACCUUGAUGAAGACGGUAGGCUGCAAGAUCCUCUCUCUAGGGCAUCAGUACAGAUUGAUAAACUGGGAUCCUGAGGGAGUGAAAACAACUUUGAAAACUGUGGAGUUUCUUCCGCGGAACAAGGACGGAGAAGGAGAGUUCGUUGUGCUUCGCCGCUGCCAGAGAAGGUUGUUGGUGUUAACAAGCGUUGAUAGGAAGUGGUUCGACCUUGAGGGCGUCCCAGAUAAUACAUGCGCGGGGUUACUCACUUUCAGAGGCAGGUUUUAUGCAGUGUUUGUGAACAAUCAGGUUUUCGUUAUCGAUCCGGAUUCGCUUCAAGCGACUGGCCUCAUCACCUUGGAGCCUCUGAGCGGUAACACCUAUGUAAGUUAUCUGGUUCCAUCCGGCAGUGACGAGCUUUUCCUGGUUGAGAAAACCAGCCCCACGCCUAAUGGUAAGUAUACAUGUAGAGUGAGCAGGCUUGAUGAGGAUGGUCUUAGAUGGGUGGAGGUGACUGAUUUAGGGAACCGAGUCUUGUUUGUUGGAAGCUCUUUGAGUUUCUCAUGCUCGGCAAAGGAGUUUACUGAUGGUUGUGGUGUGAGUGGGGACUCCAUUUUCUUCACCAAGAUCGAGCAAGGAAACAAACUCUUCUUUUUUAAAUAUGGACUACCCGCAGAUGCGAAAGGAGGCGUCGUGAGUGGUUGGAAUAUCUCGAAAGCAAGUUGUGUGAAGACACUUGAUUCGUCGAUUUUGGCUCUCAGGAUUAAGAGGUUUAGGCCUUAA